Messenger RNA from Engraulis encrasicolus (European anchovy), 2381 nucleotides. It is a transcript of the gene alg3, whose product is annotated as ALG3 alpha-1,3- mannosyltransferase. Gene Ontology annotation, molecular function: dol-P-Man:Man(5)GlcNAc(2)-PP-Dol alpha-1,3-mannosyltransferase activity. The transcript is spliced from 9 exons. Lineage: Eukaryota; Metazoa; Chordata; Actinopteri; Clupeiformes; Engraulidae. Gene Ontology annotation, cellular component: endoplasmic reticulum. Bases 26 to 1318 code for a protein of 430 amino acids. The record is from RefSeq and is a predicted model, not a curated record.
CUCCACGCUCCACGUAUGUGUUGAAAUGGCAGGAGCUGGAAAGAAAAAGUCUGCCGGUGCACCCUCUCGAAUAUGGACUGCACUUCGCACAAUAUGGCAGGAGAAGCACCUUGUGUUGUUCAAAGCGGAAUACACGUUGCUAGUGACAGCACUCCUUUGGUUUUUGGAAAUCGGUGUCAACGUAUGGGUCAUUCAGAAAGUUGCAUAUACAGAGAUCGACUGGAAGGCCUACAUGGAUGAGGUGGAAGGAGUCAUCAAUGGGACCUACGACUACACGCAACUCAAGGGAGACACGGGGCCAUUGGUGUACCCAGCUGGUUUUGUGUACAUCUUCAUGGGCUUGUACUAUGCCACUAACCAUGGAGUAAACAUACGACUCGGGCAGUACAUUUUUGCCAUUUUUUAUCUAAUCACACUCCUGCUGGUGUUUCGGAUCUACCAUCGCACAAAGAAGGUUCCACCGUACGUGUUCUUUUUUGUGUGCUGUGCCUCGUACCGCAUCCACUCCAUCUUUGUGCUGCGACUGUUCAAUGAUCCCGUAGCGAUGAUGCUGCUCUUCGGUGCCAUCAACCUCUUUCUGGACGGCCACUGGACCCUGGGCUGUGCACUCUACAGUUUAGCUGUGUCUGUGAAGAUGAACGUCCUCCUGUUUGCCCCGGGCCUCCUCUUCCUCCUCCUGACGGAGUUCGGCCUGCUGAGGACCAUCCCCAAGCUGUCCCUCUGUGCCAUCAUACAGUUGUUGCUGGGGCUUCCCUUCCUGGUGGAGAACCCCGUGGGCUACAUGAGUCGGGCGUUUGACCUGGGCCGCCAGUUCCUCUUCAAGUGGACCGUCAACUGGCGCUUCCUGCCCGAGUGGCUGUUCCUGAGCCGCUACUUCCACCUGGCGCUGCUCUCCGCUCACCUGAUCACUCUCGCCCUGUUCGCCUGGCGCAGGUGGAAGAGGCCAGGGGAGAGCAUGCUGGCUCUGCUGAAGGAGCCUGCUGCAAGGGAGCCCCCUGCUCAGAAGCUCACGUCGGAUCAGAUUGUGUUGGUGCUGUUCACCUCGAACUUCGUGGGCAUGUGCUUUAGUCGCUCGCUGCACUACCAGUUCUACGUCUGGUAUUUCCACACGCUUCCUUACCUACUGUGGAGCGGCGGGGUCAAGAAGAUGGCUCACCUGCUCAGGGUGCUGAUGCUGGGUCUGAUUGAGCUGGCGUGGAACACCUACCCCUCCACCAACUACAGCUCGCUCUCGCUGCACGUGUGCCAUCUCAUCGCCCUGCUGUGCCUGUGGUUCAACCCCACUCCAGCGCCCCAGGAGAAGGCCAAGCGCCACUGAGGUCAAAGGUUACAGGCCUACGGGUGAAAGGGCAGGCCUAGUCCUCCUAGCACACUUCAACCCAACAAAGAAAACCCUCCGUCCCUUCCUCCUCUCCGUCCUUCUUCCACGCCCACUUGCCAGCACAGGGCCAAUCAGAGAGCUCCGCCACCUUGCCCUGGCCCCUUCGCUGUCUUGGGAUUGGUCGAGAAGGCAACGCCAGGUGAUCAGUGGCCCCAGUCCAGUGGGGAUGAGCGACACCAGUCUUAUCAGACCAGCAGAGCUCUCGAGACGCACAAAAGCUGUUUCAGGAUUAUUGUUUUCAGAAUUUUUGGUUUUUUUUGUAUUUAUAAGCUGAAGGUUUUUUUUUGGACCAGAGCAAUGUUCAGCUGUGCUGGGUUGUGUUUGAAUGGGCGGGAACAGGAACUCUCAGGACUAAGGAACCAAAAUAAUUCUUAAGUAUACAGUCUGUGAGAUGAAGGGGUUGGUUCAAGUGUUCAAGUGGUGGUUCCUUAAAUGGCCUUUAGAAGGAGAGGUUAUUUGUUCUUUUGUAUAUUUUUUUUCUCAUUUUCUUCAUAUGUUUGCUGUGUGUUAUUUGCUUGUAGUUCAGGAGUGUGAAGUCCGAGUGACAAUUUUUCAACCAAUGUGAGUGGCUGACGGCCAAAGACUUUUCAGCAACAUCAUGUUUGUUACUGUUACGGUAACGUUUCAAAAUAGGCAUUACAGUAGAAAAUCAUGAGAAAAGUGGUUUAUAUGUGCAUAAUGUCUUUAAUUUAAUAUCAGGGAGUUUUUGAAGUUUACUGAAAAUGAAGAUAGCUUGUUAUCUUAAGAAUCCCCUUCCCUUAGUGUAGGUGAUUUGUGUGGCGUUUAGUUGAAGAGCUUCAUUGCAAAAUGACGAAUGUCCAUUUUGGAACAUUUUGGGAAAUUUACAUUUUUGUACAGGGCAUUGCAUUGCAAAAUGCAUUUUAUAUAGGUUUAAAAAGUAUGUUCUCAAAAUAUUUGAAUUGCAAGAAUUCACACAUAGAUGAUCGGACCUCUGAACAGUCAUUUCCAUGAAUAAAAUGCAGAAUUCAGACACACAUGA